UUCGUCAUCUUUCAAUUUUAUGAUAACAGAAGCAACGUUAAAAUUUUCAGGAAGUCAUACUUAUUGUUCAAAUAUAUUAGGGAUUGACAAAUUGUUAAGACUAUUUUUAGAGGUUUACACGAACCGGCUUUAGAUUUUUAUUAGUAAGUAUAUGCAAAUCGUAAACAGUCAAAUAUGUCAACAGAAAAAUUACUCGGUCAUCCCGAAGGAUCUUUGGUGGAAAACAAUCGGCGAAUAGCGUUGUUAACUGGUAUUACGGGUCAGGAUGGUUCCUACCUGGCUGAGUUUCUGCUGGGAAAAGGUUAUGAGGUUCAUGGGAUCAUCCGCCGGGCAAGUACUUUCAAUACAUCGCGCAUUGAACAUUUAUAUGCGGAUCCACAUACCCAUAAGCAGGGCAAAAUGAAGCUGCAUUAUGGUGACAUGACCGACAGUAGCUGUCUAGUGAAGAUUAUCGCUAGUGUUCGGCCAUCUGAGGUCUACAAUUUGGCGGCGCAGAGCCACGUUAAGGUUUCGUUUGAUUUGAGCGAGUACACGGCGGAGGUUGAUGCAGUGGGAACCCUCCGGCUGCUGGACGCCAUCAGAACAUGUGGUUUAGAAAAAAAUGUCCGGUUCUAUCAAGCGAGUACAUCAGAAUUGUACGGGAAGGUUGUAGAAACACCACAGAAUGAGAAGACACCUUUCUAUCCACGGUCACCGUACGCUUGUGCCAAAAUGUAUGCCUUUUGGAUUGUGGUGAAUUAUCGGGAAGCUUACGAUAUGUUUGCCUGCAAUGGUAUUCUGUUUAACCACGAGUCUCCGCGACGUGGGGAGAAUUUUGUGACAAGAAAGAUCACUCGUUCAGUGGCGAAGAUUUACCUAAAUCAGUUAGAGUGCCUGGAGUUGGGAAAUCUUGAUUCCAAGCGCGAUUGGGGACAUGCUAAGGACUAUGUGGAAGCUAUGUGGUUAAUGUUGCAGCAGGAUCAACCACAAGAUUAUGUGAUCGCCACUGGCGAGUGUCACUCGGUGCGUGAAUUUCUGGAGGAAUCAUUCAGAUUCAUUGGCCGCGAAAUAGAAUGGCGAGGUAGCGGAGUAGAUGAGGUGGGUGUAGAGAAAGGUACAGAAACGGUACGUGUUCGGAUUAAUCCGAAGUAUUUCCGCCCGACUGAGGUAGAUUUCCUGCUUGGAGAUGCCAGCAAGGCGAAGGCCGAACUGGGAUGGACUCCGAAGGUGACGUUUUUGGAGCUGGUAGCCGAUAUGAUGAAAGCAGAUAUCGAGCUGAUGCAGAGGAACCCUAGCGCCUAAGUAUAUCAUAUGUCAAGUAGAGAAACCAUCUAAAUUGUAUAUUGAGUUGCCGGCAAGUUUUUGUUAGAUCAAUAAUUUGAACGAAACAAUAGACUAGAACACAAAGAGGCUGUUUUCGUUUGGGUUUCCAAUUCAGCUGUAACUGUAGAUAGUUGAGUUGGAAUUCUAUACGAAGCAUGUCUCUGUUAAACUAAUCUUUCUUGUUUGGUCAAUGGUAGUAGUAACUCGUUGAUAGCAGUGGUCGGAUUAUUCGUAUUGUUCUUUUAUUAAAAUGGUUCAUUAGAUUUGGCAACGAAGUGUUUGAGUAAGAUGAAGAUUUCGAUUUGAAUCUACCUUAUUUUGUGACCUCAUGCUUCUAUACCAUAUGAACUAUUACUGCCGUUCUACGCAUAGUUGUCCCAUGUAUAUAGGGAAUCCUAUAGGACAUAGGACAAAUAUGCUUAUAACGGCAGAUUAUGUUUAUAUAAAAAAAAAUUCUGAUUCAGCGUUCAAAAUGCACUACUAUCAUGUGUCACAUUCCUUAUUAUCUUAAGAACAAGUCCUAAAGAUUGCAUUUAAACAUUUGGGUAUUUUCAAAAAUU
Messenger RNA from Topomyia yanbarensis, 1862 nucleotides. RefSeq names its product GDP-mannose 4,6 dehydratase (gene Gmd). The record is from RefSeq and is a predicted model, not a curated record. The transcript has 2 exons. NCBI's taxonomy places the organism in Eukaryota, Metazoa, Arthropoda, Insecta, Diptera, Culicidae. Bases 175 to 1281 code for a protein of 368 amino acids. Gene Ontology annotation, molecular function: GDP-mannose 4,6-dehydratase activity. Gene Ontology annotation, biological process: GDP-mannose metabolic process.